AUGUUCGCUCGUCAGGCGCUCAAGCAGCUGUGGUCGUCGUCGUCCGUCCCAACGACCCGCAGCUUCGCCGUGCUAACGGUCGAUACGAUCAACCCCAAUAUAGUCAAGGCCGAGUAUGCUGUUCGUGGUGCACUGGUUCUGCGCUCGAACGAGUACGUGAGUCAACUGGCUCGGGGUGACACAUCGCUGCCCUUUGAUAAGGUCAUUCCGUGCAAUAUUGGGAACCCCCAGGUGCUCGAGCAAGAGCCAAUCGAGUUCCACCGCCAAGUCCUGGCGCUCGUCAAUGUACCGGGUCUCGUGGACAAGCCCGAGGCACAGAAGCUCUUCCAACCGGACGCUAUUGCUCGUGCCAAGUUUUACAUUGACAACAUCGCUGGCGGGACGGGUGCUUAUGGACACAGCAAAGGCUCAGCUGUCGUGCGGGAGGAGGUCACACGCUUCCUUCAGCGUCGCGACGGCCACUCUGCUGACCCGGAAGACAUCUACCUCACCGACGGUGCAAGUCCGGCGGUGCAGAACUCGCUGCUGGCUUUGAUCCGCAACGAAAACGACGCGAUUUUGGCCCCUAUUCCACAGUACCCAUUGUACUCGGCAGCUAUCGCCAUCAAUGGCGGUACAUUGGUGGGAUAUUACUUGGAUGAAUCGAACACUUGGGGUCUUGACGUGAAGGAACUGGCGCGGGCUGUGAAGGAAGCUCGAGAUGCAGGGAAGACUGUGCGUGCAAUGGCUGUGAUCAACCCUGGCAACCCCACGGGUCAGUGUUUGGCAUUAGAGAAUAUUGAGGCAAUCAUCAAGUUCUGCAAGCAGGAAAACAUCUUGAUUAUGGCGGAUGAGGUGUACCAGGAGAACGUGUACGCAGAAGGUAAGAAGUUCCUGUCGUUCAAGAAGGUGCUGCGUGACAUGGGCAGCGCUUACGACGACGUGGAGCUCAUUUCGUUCCACUCGACGUCCAAGGGGUUCACUGGCGAGUGUGGUCGUCGCGGUGGCUACAUGGAGCUGGUGAACAUUGAUGCGGGUGUCAAGGAACAGUUCUACAAGCUCAUGUCGGUGAACUUGUGCUCGAACAUUGAGGGCCAGUUGAUGGUGGGAAUGAUGACCAACCCGCCGCAGCCGGGUGAUGCAUCGUACGAUCGGUACGUCGAGCAGCGUGAUGGCAUUCUCGGGUCGCUGAAGCGCCGUGCCGUGAAGAUCGUGAAAGCCUUCAACGAGCUCGAGGGUGUCACGUGCAAUGAGACCGAGGGUGCAAUGUAUACGUUCCCCAAUGUCACGCUUCCGGUCAAGGCUGUCGAGGCCGCGAAGGAUGCCGGGAUGGCGCCUGACGCGUUCUACUGCAUGCAGAUGCUGGAUAGCACGGGGAUUGUGGUCGUGCCUGGCUCGGGUUUCGGCCAGAAGGAGGGUACGUGGCACUUCCGGUCAACGAUUUUGCCACCUGAGGAGGCUGUGGACGAGGUGAUUGAGAAGACGUCCAAGUUCCACGCCAAGUUCAUGGACAAGUACCGGUAG
Molecule: messenger RNA, 1503 nt
Organism: Peronospora matthiolae
Lineage: Eukaryota; Oomycota; Peronosporomycetes; Peronosporales; Peronosporaceae
Source: the annotation of a GenBank genome assembly